GCGUUCACUACCCUCUGCUUUGCGAUAUGGUUCCGGUCUAUGUUAAAGGUGGUGCUUGGUCCAACGUUGAAGACCAAAUCUUGAAAGCAGCUGUUUCCAAGUAUGGGCUUCAACAGUGGACUAGAGUCGCUUCAUUAUUAGCAAAGAAGACAGCGAAACAGGCCAAGGCUCGAUGGAACGAAUAUCUUGAUCCAAGGCUUCGUAAAGAAGACUGGUCGCCGGAAGAGGAUGAGAAGUUGUUGAAUCUUGCAAGGCUAUUGCCGAAUCAAUGGAGAUCGAUUGCGGAGUCGUUUGGAAGAACCGCUGCACAAUGUGUUGAAAGAUACCAAACACUGCUGGAUGAAACCUCUGGAAGCAUGUCCUCAAAUGACUUGGGGCUAACUGGCUCAAGUGCUGAGAACGCUGUGUCGAUUGGCUCAACGAGCGUCCAGGUUGGUGAUCUCAACAUUGAUGCAGAGACGAAGAUUGCAAGACCAGAUGCCGUUGACCUUGAUGACGAUGAAAAGGAGAUGCUCUCAGAAGCUAGAGCUAGGUUGGCUAAUACUAAGGGUAAGAAGGCAACUAGAAAGGAGAGGGAGAAGAUGCUUGCAGAGAGUAAACGUAUUGCCCUGUUACAGAAAAGACGUGAUUUGAAACAGGCCGGUAUAACAACGAAGCUUAGUGCCCCGAAAAAGAAGUAUGCCACUCAAAAAGACUAUAAUGCGGAUAUAGUGUUUGAGCAUAGACCCACUGAAGGAUUCUACGAUACUUCAGAGGAGAUCCAAGCAAACGACAAGCAGCUGAAUAAGUUUGAACGUGAUGUGAAUUAUUCUGGGUUGGAUUCUGAUAAGCAAAAGAAUAAAGAAAAAAGACCAAGAAAUGAAACGAAGCCACAACAGAAUAAUGAGAUCGAAAAGGCUCCUAUUAUUAACGUGGAUGAAGCUUUCAAGAGAAGAAAACUGAAUCUUCCAGAACCCGAGUUUAAUGACGUUGAGAUGGAUGAGUUGUCGAAGAAGAGCGAAGAGCAGAUUCAGGCCACCUUGGAAGAAAGAGUAACACGUGAACAGACACUGGAUAAUAAAUUGAAAAUAGCUGCAGAGAAGGUCAAGGAGUAUACAACUGGCAACUCUGCUUUAUUGAUUACAGAGGAAGCUGAUCUCUUGGAAGAUGAAGAUCAUUCGAUAAUAAAAGAAGAAGCACCUAUUCCUGAAAAGACAACAAUUUCCAUUCUUGACAAAUUGGCUAACUUGCCUAAGCCAAAGAAUGACUAUGAAAUUGAAAUAGAGGAAAGAGCACCCAAGGCACCUGCCCCUCAGAGCAAAAAUGUGAUCCUGGAAGAUGAAGGUGAAAGACAAAGGCUCGAGCAGGUUGCACGGAAACAGCAAGAACAAGCAGCACUUCUUAGAAGAUCUUAUGCGGUCCAAAAGGGCUUGCCUAUUCCUGACCUGGACAGCUCAUUCAAAUUUAGAGAAGAGUCGAAUAUUGAUAAGCAGAUGAUCACAUUGAUCAGAUCAGACUAUACGAGGUUCAAGAAACCUCAGGGAGCAAAAGUGAUACCUGAUCUGAAUCAACACUUGAGGGAGGAAAUCAUCAAAGAGAUGAAGAAUCUCAUAGAUAGUGAUGAGCUCAAACAAUUCCAAGACCAAUUUGUCGUUCAGCAUACCAAGUCCUUCCAGCCAAAUGUCGAUCCCUCAUCACUGAUUGAUGAGCUCAAUUCAAUGGUGGAAGAGUGCGCUGCAAGAGAAGAACAGAUCAACCAAGACACCAACAACUACAUCGAACAGCACAACACGCUAUGGGAACAAAACAUGGAGCUGCUACAAGAACUACAGGACGUUGAUAGGGCUGAAGCUGCGUUCGAGAUGCUCCAUCAAGGUGAAUUGAUCUCGCUUGAGGCAAGAAGAUCCCGCUUGAACGAAGAGACUGAGACGCUCAUUGCAUCCGAACAAAGAGCACAGCAGCUUCUGCUUGAGCUCAAACGUAACAGAUCCUAAUGAUAAUUGAAAGCCAAGUGCAAUGAACUCAUG
This is a messenger RNA of Williopsis jadinii, 2006 nucleotides long. It is a transcript of the gene CEF1, whose product is annotated as Cef1p. The transcript has 2 exons. Gene Ontology annotation, biological process: mRNA splicing, via spliceosome. Gene Ontology annotation, cellular component: spliceosomal complex; Prp19 complex. The record is from RefSeq and is a predicted model, not a curated record. NCBI's taxonomy places the organism in Eukaryota, Fungi, Ascomycota, Saccharomycetes, Phaffomycetales, Wickerhamomycetaceae. The coding region runs from base 27 to 1973 and encodes 648 amino acids.